CAAAUACUGACAAUGUUUUUAUCAUAAAUGUGUUCGUAAUUGACAGAUUUGGAAUGAGAUUGGCGCUUCUCUCUCAUGAUACUCACUUCACCAUGACAGCACAGCAGAUAACUAGAAAUUCUAAAUACAAAAAUUCUCUGUAACAGUAGUUGAGUUCGUUACUUCGCACACAACAGAACCAAACCCUAAAAUAAUGGAAGAAGGUAACCGAAGAAUGCUCGAGAGGGAGCGAUACCAAAUCGAACAGAUUCUCGAGCUCGAUCUCGAGGAGUUGCAGGUAGAAGAGGUCGACGAGUUUCACGAUUCUUCCGACGACGACAACAACAACAACGACCACCGUGAUCUUACGAUUGGCUAUGGUAGUGCAGGCGUCGUCCCUGGUGAAUUCACUUACAACACUUGUAUAGCAUCCUUACAUACAUAUCUGGGUGAUGUUGAAGACACGCACCACAGGACGGCUUUCCUGGAUGGUGGGACUGUGUUGAACCUUCCACUUUUCUAUCUUCAAGGAGUUGUACUCUUUCCUGGGGCUACUCUUCCCUUGAGAGUUAUUGAAUCCAAUUUUGUGGUGGCUGUUGAGAAAUCCUUGAGCCGAGUUGAUGUUCCUUACACCAUUGGCGUGAUCCGAGUUCACAGUGAUACUGAACAUCGUAGGAUGAAAUCUGCAAGCAUUGGGACGACUGCAGAGAUUCGACAGUACGGGCGCCUAGAAGAUGGUUCCCUUAAUUUGGUUACUCGUGGACAACAACGAUUUCGCCUAAGACGGUGUUGGAUUGACGUGGAAGGAGUGCCUUAUGGAGAGGUCCAAAUAAUUGAGGAAGACAUACCAUCGCGAACUCCAAGGGAUGCUUUUGGAAAAUUAACACCCCUAAGUAAUCUGCCUUGUAACCGUGCCGCCUCAAGCAUGUUGUCAUCCAAGUAUUCUAUUGAUGGUCAGGGUUCCAAAAAUGAGGAAAGUGAUACAGAAGAUAGCUUUGAGAAUGAACUUUCACCAACAGCGAGAAGAAUCCAUCAGUCACUCAUUCGUUCCAAUUAUGAAUAUGAUGAAUCAGCAAGCAGCGGUGAUGAUAAAUUAACAGAUGAGUCAGAUCAGGAAAUUAGAUCUAAUCUAGAUGACCCAGACACCUUAAUGCUAGCUGACCAUGAAAAGUAUGCAGAAAAUAUUGAUUCUAGAGUUGGGAGCUGUUCCUCUUCUGGAAAACAGUCCUCCAUCAGAGAAGGGCUUAAUCGGUGUUAUAAAAGUAAAGACCUCUACUCCUCACAUAGAAUUUCAAGAGCAUUCUUGCCUGGUUGGGUGUAUCGUAUGUUUGACUCCUAUUGGCUUGCACAAAGGGCUGCAGAUAUGUGGAAGCAAAUCAUUGGCGCGCCAAACAUGGAUGCCCUUGUUAAGAAGCCUGAUGUUUUAUCAUUUUCUAUUGCCUGUAAAAUACCUGUAUCUGAAUCUACAAGGCAGGAGCUUUUGGAUAUUGAUGGGAUCUCAUAUAGAUUGCGAAGAGAAAUUGAACUACUAGAAAGCAUUGAUCUAAUUCAAUGUAAAAUUUGUCAGAUUAUAAUUGCAAAGCGGAGUGAUGUGCUGGUGAUGUCUAGUGAAGGUCCCGUUGGUACAUAUGUAAAUUCAACUGGUUACGUGCAUGAGAUAACGACUUUGUUCAAAGCAAAAGGGUUAGCUCUUAAGGGGCCAGCAUUUACAAAAUACUGUUGGUUUCCGGGGUAUGCAUGGACAAUUGCUAACUGUGCCACCUGUGAAACCCAUAUGGGGUGGCUUUUUACAGCCAGGAAGAGAAAUCUGAAACCCAAGUCAUUUUGGGGUAUACGUAACUGUCAAGUUGCAGAAGAAAUGCACUAAAACGUUCAUUGUUUUGCAGCUGUAGUGAAAAAUCUGGAAAUCCAGUUUCAUUUUGCAGUAUAAAUGCUGAUGAGCCGGUUAUAUCUUUUUGGAGAGGUGUGUUAUUUUAGACCAUAAAAAUCGGACACCAGAUAAAAGUAAAAAACUGUAUAUACAUACAUUGUUGAUUGGGAUUCUAUGUCCGAGAAACAUUUCCGAUAUACCUAUCUUGCCUUUUACUUGUCGUUGAAACCAGGAAACAAAUUUAAGGAUCAUGAGAUUUAUGCACGGUUAUUGGAUGGAAAAUAAUUCAAUGGAUUGUUUGUUACUCCUAA
This is a messenger RNA of Lathyrus oleraceus (garden pea), 2160 nucleotides long. RefSeq lists its product as uncharacterized. NCBI's taxonomy places the organism in Eukaryota, Viridiplantae, Streptophyta, Magnoliopsida, Fabales, Fabaceae. Gene Ontology annotation, biological process: protein ubiquitination. The record is from RefSeq and is a predicted model, not a curated record. Gene Ontology annotation, cellular component: Cul4A-RING E3 ubiquitin ligase complex. The transcript is spliced from 10 exons. Bases 194 to 1846 code for a protein of 550 amino acids.